Molecule: messenger RNA, 512 nt
Organism: Otolemur garnettii (small-eared galago)
Lineage: Eukaryota; Metazoa; Chordata; Mammalia; Primates; Galagidae
Product: tumor necrosis factor receptor superfamily member 10A-like
Exons: 3
Coding region: 1-369 (122 amino acids)
Source: RefSeq, a predicted model, not a curated record
AUGGCAGGAACAGCAGUGCCGCAGGGGACCUGCAAGGAGCCCUGGAUAUGGACUCCUGAGUCUUCUCUUUGCCUCUCCAAGGUCCAUGGCGGGGGAGUCCCACAAGGGCCUGGAGCAGAGGACAAUUCCCUCAACCAGAUCCUGAACUGCAGAGACUGUUGGCACAUCCGAGUACCAGAGCAGGAGCAAGCAGAGCUGGAAAGUGUCACUGUAACGUUCCCAGGGGAGACAGAGUGUAUGCUGGAACAGGCAGAAGGUGAAGAGUCACAGAGGACUAGCCUGCUGCCUGCAGCGAAUGGCAGUGCCAACCCCGUCGACGACACUGGUGCUCCCCUUGAGAUGUUCACACUCCAGGACUCACCCCAGUAGCUCCCUGGCUCUCAGGCCUUCGGACCUAAGCUGGGAGUCACACCGUUGCACCCCGAAUCCUGAGACCUUCAGAUGUCAACUUAAUGACACUAUUCGUCUUCUUAGUUCUCCAGAUUGGAGAUGACACAUCUUGGGACUUCUCA